AUGUUCGGAGGUUCAGAGUUUAGAAGAUACAAUAUUGUGGGUACUAUCAUUAGGAACAAUGCAGAGGAUGACGACGAAGAUGAUACGAUGUCUUUGGAGCCUGUUACGCGAAAGGAAGCACUUAUGACGUCGAGCACUUUUCACAACUUUAUGAUACAAUACACAAAUACAACACCUGAGCUACUAGAUGCAAUAAGAAAAAUUAGAGAUGAACUCCAAAUAGACUUGAACUUUAAAGGAAAACAGACAACUAUUGAAUCAUAUUUCAAUAGAGUGUAA
Lathyrus sativus (Indian pea) is the source of this 279-nucleotide messenger RNA. NCBI's taxonomy places the organism in Eukaryota, Viridiplantae, Streptophyta, Magnoliopsida, Fabales, Fabaceae. The record is from the annotation of a GenBank genome assembly.